GCACGGAGCUUGGGCGUUGAUACGCCUUCCAAUCAAUAUCCGUGACAGCCGCAUCCAAUAACUCCUCCAAGAUGUCCUCCGCCGAGACCAAUCCUCGGAAGGCUGUCGUAGUAGGUGCAGGUCCCGUGGGAUGUCUUGCAGCCAUGUCCCUUGCGAAGGCGGGCUGGUCAGUCGAUAUUUACGAAGGCCGGCCAGACAUGCGUCUUCCUUCGUUCAAGGCGGCCGCUCAGCAGCGUUCUAUUAAUUUGGCCAUAUCUGCGCGGGGCCUCGCAGCGAUACAGGCGAUAGACCCAGCCGUGGCGGACCGAUUCUUGAGUACUGUUAUUCCCAUGCGUGGUAGAAUGAUACACGAUGCGCAAGGACGACUCGAGAGCCAGCCUUAUGACCGGGAUGGGCAGUGCAUUAACUCGAUCGGCCGCGCGUACUUGAAUGAGGAUCUGUUGGGCGAAGCCUUGUCCAUCCCGGGAAUCCGUGCAUUCUUUCAGCACAAGGUCAUCGCAAUAGAUUUCGAUAGCAAAACGAUGGCCGUGCGGGACGUCCAGGGUGCGAAGGACGCGACCGUGCCCUUCGAUUUUUGUGUUGGUGCGGAUGGGAGCUACUCGAUCGUACGGCGUCAGCUGAUGAGGGUUGUCCGAAUGGAUUACCAGCAGGAAUACAUUCCCCAUGAGUAUAUCGAGCUGAAGAUGCCAGCGGGUCCGCCGAUAGAGCCUGGCGGUGAUCUUACUUUUUUGCUCGACCCGAACCACUUGCACAUUUGGCCGCGGCACACCUUUAUGCUUAUAGCGCUACCAAAUAAGGACAAGACAUUCACCUGCACCGUCUUCGCGCCCACCGAGGAAUUCGACCGUCUCCAGUCUGAUGAAGUAAUUCUGAGAUGGUUCCACGCCAAUUUCCCCGACGCCCUGCCCCUCAUCGGCGAAGAGGCGCUGCUGCAAGAUUUCCAUCGGAAUCCCCGCAGUGCGCUCAUGUCAAUCAAGGCGAAGCCGUAUCAUUACAAGGACAGGGCUGUCAUCCUUGGUGACUCCGCUCAUUCGAUGGUUCCAUUUUAUGGCCAAGGCCUCAAUUGUGGGCUAGAAGACGUCCGUGUAUUGCAUUCAUUACUUCGCGAUACAGGGGUAGACCCAAUGGUUCAUCCUCCGGAUAGCCAAGAAGACGCGGCAUUGGCCAGUGCGCUCGUUCGCUAUUCUGCAAGCCGACACGAGGACUUGGUCGCCGCAUGUGAGCUUGCCAUGGACAAUUACGUUGAGAUGCGACACUCGGUUACUACGCUGGGUUACCGCUUCCGCAAGGCGCUGGAUAACCUCCUUUAUUCUUUGAACUGGAAGCACGUCACAGCAAAGGACGUCGUUGAGCCGCUUCUCACGAAGACAUUCCUGGCCAAUCCCGGCGGUUGGCUGCCCCUCUACACCAUGGUGACUUUUCGCCCAGAUAUCAGCUACUCUACCGCUCGGCGAAAAUUCCAGCGGCAGUCGCACGUCCUCGAGAUCGCUGCCUGGGUCAGCGCGGGCGUGGCCGCAGGCACGGCAAGCAUCACAUGUGCAAGCAUCUUGCGACGGCUGUAUAACCGGCCGUGAACGUGUACGAGACGUGGAAUGCGGCAGAGUACGAUAUGCCUUCUCUGUCUAUGUAAAUUUAUGAAACUACCUAGCACGCC
Messenger RNA from Dichomitus squalens LYAD-421 SS1, 1654 nucleotides. RefSeq names its product FAD/NAD(P)-binding domain-containing protein. Gene Ontology annotation, biological process: NAD+ metabolic process; L-tryptophan catabolic process; quinolinate biosynthetic process. Gene Ontology annotation, cellular component: mitochondrial outer membrane. The coding region runs from base 72 to 1574 and encodes 500 amino acids. Lineage: Eukaryota; Fungi; Basidiomycota; Agaricomycetes; Polyporales; Polyporaceae. The transcript is spliced from 8 exons. Gene Ontology annotation, molecular function: FAD binding; NAD(P)H oxidase H2O2-forming activity; kynurenine 3-monooxygenase activity. The record is from RefSeq and is a predicted model, not a curated record.